Labrus bergylta (ballan wrasse) is the source of this 1094-nucleotide messenger RNA. The record is from RefSeq and is a predicted model, not a curated record. Lineage: Eukaryota; Metazoa; Chordata; Actinopteri; Labriformes; Labridae.
AUGUAUCAUUCAAACCCCCGGGCUGAUGGCGCGCUGUCCUCCCCGGAGCCGGAGCGAGCCGCCGGGCUGACGGAGGGCCAGAGGAAGAGGAAGAGGACCAUCUUCAGCCGAGCCCAGCUGUCCGAGCUGGAGCAGGCCUUCGCUGUGACCCCUUACCCCGACAUCACCCUGAGAGAGAGGCUGGCCGCACACACACACCUGCCCGAGAGCAAGAUACAGGUUUGGUUCCAGAACAGAAGAGCCAGAAGCAUCAAGACUGGGAGGUUCCCCAAGUCCUCCAAGUCGGUCCUGGCAGCUGGAGGUGUUGUGGAUCCGUCUCCUGGGCCGGUCAGCUCCACUUUCCUCACCCCCACGGCCCUGGCAGACAUUUUCAGACCUGAGCAGUCCCACACCUGUGAAGAAGUCCCACAGGUGUUCUCAGACUGGAUCCAAAUCUACAGCAACCCCAUUUCAUCACCUCCGCCCCCCGCCUCGUCAUCUCUCCAUCAGCAGCCCCCUGAGCCUCGUCUGUGGGAGGAGGACCACUACCACCACCUCCACCACCAUCAGACCCUAGGACAAGCUGUUCCCGGUUUCCUCCCCCAGCCGGGCACCAGGCAGCCCCACCAUGCCGCCUCGGCCCGAUCCUCCUAUCAGGCCUUCAGGAACUUCAAACCCCAGACUGUAGCAGCGCCAGGGGCUCAUCAGGCCUUGUACAGAGGCGGACCUGGCAGCGGAGGUCACACGUCUGUAGACCAGGUGGUCCCGUCUCACCCUCAGCAGGUGUACUGGGAGGUGACUCAAGGACAAGGACACAGCCACCCACACCACCCACAGAUGGGACCACAGACCUCCAUGGGCUACAUCUCAGACCUGAUCUACAACGCCGCCAUCGUCACCAACUUCCUGGAAUUCUAAUGAGUCCGGACUUGGAGCGAUACGAGCACAAAUGUUACUGUUAAUAAUGAAAACCAAACUUUUCCCUUUGCAACGACUUCUGUGUCCAAAUGUGUCGUGUGUCUAGAGCUGACUCUUCCUGAGACCUCCAAGACUUGUUCUUGUAGAUUUUUGUCAUCUUGUGUUUUACUGCUGUAUGAUCCAGCAUGGGCGUCAUA